AUGUCGGGGAAAAUGACCUUGUAUAAGCUGGUGGUGCUGGGCGACGGUGGUGUCGGAAAGACCGCCCUGACCAUCCAGCUCUGCCUCAACCACUUCGUCGAAACCUAUGAUCCGACCAUCGAGGACUCCUAUCGCAAACAAGUCGUCAUCGACCAACAGUCGUGCAUGCUCGAGGUGCUGGACACGGCGGGCCAGGAGGAAUACACCGCACUGCGGGACCAGUGGAUCCGCGAUGGUGAGGGUUUCGUCCUCGUCUACAGCAUAACAUCGCGCGCCUCGUUCUCUCGCAUCACCAAAUUCUAUAAUCAGAUUAAGAUGGUCAAGGAGUCUGCCAGUUCCGGCUCCCCCUCCGGUCCCAGCUACCUCGCCUCGCCCAUGCAAGGCUCGGCCGGUCCGCCUCUCCCCGUCCCCGUCAUGCUGGUCGGCAACAAGAGCGAUAAGGCGGUCGAGCGCGCUGUCUCUGCCCAGGAAGGGCAAGCACUCGCCAAGGAGCUGGGAUGCGAGUUCGUCGAGGCGUCCGCCAAGAACUGCAUCAAUGUCGAGAAGGCCUUCUACGACGUCGUUCGCAUGCUCCGUCAGCAGCGACAACAGGCAUCCGGAGGUCGGGGCCAGGAUCGUCGCCAACCUGGAUUCGGGUCGGGUCACCGCGACCGAGACGCCGAAGCCAAGUAUACUGGAUUCCGAUCCGACAAGCCUCGACAUCGCAGUCGACUGCAGUGCACCAUCCUGUGA
This is a messenger RNA of Penicillium argentinense, 732 nucleotides long. RefSeq names its product Ras small monomeric GTPase RasB (gene rasB). Gene Ontology annotation, cellular component: plasma membrane. Bases 1 to 732 code for a protein of 243 amino acids. Gene Ontology annotation, molecular function: GDP binding; GTP binding; GTPase activity. The record is from RefSeq and is a predicted model, not a curated record. NCBI's taxonomy places the organism in Eukaryota, Fungi, Ascomycota, Eurotiomycetes, Eurotiales, Aspergillaceae. The transcript has 2 exons. Gene Ontology annotation, biological process: signal transduction.